AUUGCUGACGGUGCACCAACUCUUGAUUGCCCUGCUCCUACUCGGCUUGGCACAUGUCUCAGUGAGUGUAGGCAACGCCCUGUUUAUGUCGUAGAAUUGGCACGGGGUGCUGCUUUUUCCACGACAGAUUUUCCUCGCUCGCGUACCUAUGCGUGCCAUGGUUGGAAAGCGGGCCAUGUUACGGACUGUUACAGUUAUUUUUCUGCAAGUUGAUCUUAUCCCCCCUCCCCCCCUCCCUUCCUGCACGCGCGGCAUUCACGUUGCGUUGCCGUUUUACCGUGCGUUGCUCAGCGUCGUCGAGCCUGGCCGCGAACAUCACUCGCUUGUGCACGGGGUACGCUAAGGCUUUGGUCGUCGACAUGGUGUGGACGAUUCAGGGGAAUACCGAGGAGGAGCUUCCAGAGGUCGCUCUGGGCGGGGUACGCAUCAAUGCUCUCGAUCUGCUGGCCGCGAAGCCGUUGGAUCUGUCGGCGGCGCCAGCCCCAAGGCCCACUUCGUCUUUGCCGGACGCACAAACCCCCAGCAGAAGAAGAUAGGCCGGCCGGGCCACGUCCCCAAAUUGAGUCAUUUCGGAAACCCGAUGCGUGGAGGAAGAAUAUGCCCUGCUUGCUUUGUGCUGCCACCCUCCGCGCUGUUGUUAGUGCUUCGAUGGAAGCUGCCAGAUUUUUUGUCAUGUCUAUGCGGUAUCUCGCCACUCCGGAUAGGUGCGGCCAAGGGGGAGAGGACAGACUCUUGGCGGAUAUUUUCUCGGGUUUGUUACAAAGUGUGCGGAAGGGGUUUUCUAGUGCUGGAAGUUGUGUUUGGGACGGCGAAAGGAGUGAGUUUAGUCUUUACUCGUUUCGAAGGGUGUGGCCCGCUAGUUGCGCGUGUAGACAAGCGAGGUAUCAAGCGUUGUCUGGCACUGCUACUGAUCACCGCAGACCAUUGCCUCAGCACGCGCUCUUGAACAUUUUUUUUUUCAAGUGUUGCGACUCUUUCGGUCGAACUACAAUUACAUUUGGGUGCUCCCUCGUAGUGUUUCCUCGUUUUGUCAGAUUUUCAGGUCAGGGUUACUGCCUGUCCGCUCCUUAGUAAUAGUCUUUGUUCGUGGCUUUGUUGUCAAGGAGGCGCAGCCCGUUCAUUUGAUACCAACAGCAGUUGUUUGUCUUUUGUGUGUGCGAUUCGUCUGUGUGAAUAUUCCAACGUGAGCUGUUCUGUUGCAUUUGAUUUCUCGCAACCCCAUUGCGUUUGUGUCGUAGACUGGUACCUGGUCGCUUGGAAUGAAGGGAAAGUGGUUGCCGUAUUGGUUGCUUCUUUUCGUAAGACACGGGGUCUCAGCGAAGCUGGCGGUAUCCGACGAUCCUGGGGCAAAAAUAAACGCAAGGUUGAGC
This is a messenger RNA of Ectocarpus siliculosus, 1370 nucleotides long. The record is from the annotation of a GenBank genome assembly. NCBI's taxonomy places the organism in Eukaryota, Phaeophyceae, Ectocarpales, Ectocarpaceae.